Miscanthus lutarioriparius is the source of this 2202-nucleotide messenger RNA. The record is from the annotation of a GenBank genome assembly. Lineage: Eukaryota; Viridiplantae; Streptophyta; Magnoliopsida; Poales; Poaceae.
AUGUAUGCCGACACAAUGAAGGGUCAUCAACCCAAAGGGCGCACAGGGGACGACGACAUCUUCAAAAGGCUCGCGGAUGCCUGGCCGACAUACUUUCCCGAGGAGGCCGAGGUCGGGCUAUCGGAGUCCGACCAUAAGGUCCGCCUCGCCACCGCCUUGGCUGAAUCCUUCUCCACGCUCGAGGUGGCGGAAGUCCUUUUCUCACGGAUUGAAGAUGAUGGCACUGACAUCAUAUGUCUUCCAAUUGAUUUCCAGCAGCUUCAGGAGAUGUGUGUGUUUAUUAAAGAUAAACUCAAUGAAUCCCCAAAAGAAGCCUUGCUUUGCGUGGGAGUUGCAGCUGAUCUGGCUCUGCGCUCGAGCAAAAUCAACAAGAUCUUUUUGAACGCAAAAUUCAACAAGAUCAAUAUCAGGUUUUACAACACGGGGCCGAGAAGCUUAUCACAGUGCAUGGUACUGUGGCUCAAAGUCAGCCCUGUAAAAGCUCUUGUUCAGCAGCUGGAAUUCCGAUGCAUGAAGUGUGGCAAAGAAAUCCCCCGUAUGUUCUGUGAUGGGAAAUUUUCUCCUCCAAUGUCCUGUAUCAUUCAGGGAUGCAAGAGCAGGAGCUUUAUCCCAGAUAGAUCUAGUGCACAGCUGGUGGAUUUCCAGAAAAUUAGAAUACAGGAGCUUGCAAGUGCUGACAACCACGAAGAGGGCCAAGUGCCACGGACCGUAGAGUGUGAGCUUACAGAAGACCUCGUUGAUUGUUGCAUCCCUGGAGAGAUCGUAACAGUAACUGGAAUUGUGAAAGUGCUUAACAACUAUAUGGAUGUUGGAGGAGCUGGUAUCACACUCGCUCUUUUUGGCGGUGUGCAGAAGAACUCAAUGGAUCAAAACAAGGUCCCUGUUCGUGGAGAUAUUCAUGUUAUUGUAGUUGGUGAUCCAGGGUUAGGCAAGAGCCAACUCCUCCAAGCUGCAGCCGCUGUUUCCCCACGAGGAAUAUAUGUAUGUGAGAAUACGACAACAAAGGCUGGCCUAACUGUUGCAGUGGUUAAAGAUUCUAUGACAAAUGAUUAUGCAUUUGAGGCUGGUGCCAUGGUCCUUGCUGAUCGUGGAAUAUGCUGUAUUGAUGAGUUUGAUAAAAUGUUUGCAGAGCAUCAGGCUUUACUUGAAGCCAUGGAGCAGCAAUGUGUUUCUGUUGCAAAGGCUGGCCUUGUAGCAAGUUUAUCAGCUCGUACUUCAGUGUUGGCAGCUGCAAAUCCUAUUGGUGGUCAUUAUGAUCGAGCAAAAACAGUGAACGAGAAUCUGAAGAUGAGUGCUGCCCUCCUUUCUCGGUUUGACUUGGUGUUUAUUCUACUUGACAAGCCAGAUGAGUCACUAGAUAAAAGAGUGUCAGACCAUAUAAUAGCUCUCCAUACCAAUGAUCUUGCUAAUUUCAGACCCAACAAGAGGAUUAGAACAGUGUCACAAUUUAAUGGUGAUCUGGGGCUUGGAUUUAGUGGAAAUUCAGUAGCUUCAAGACUGAGGCUACACCCAGAGAAAGACAAGGGUUUCACUCCAUUAGCUAGGCAACUUCUUCGCAAAUAUAUAUCUUAUUCAAGAGAACAUGUCUUCCCCCGAAUGUCAAAGGCAGCAGCUGCAAUUCUGAAACGCUUUUAUUUGAAGUUGAGAAACCGCAGCACUUCUGCUGAUGGUACACCCAUCACAGCCAGGCAGUUAGAAAGCCUAGUCAGAUUAGCUGAAGCUCGUGCUCGUGUGGAUCUAAGAGAUGAAGUGACUGAAGAAGACGCUCAGGAUGUUGUUGAUAUCAUGAAAGAAUCUCUGUAUGACAAAUAUGUUGAUGAACAUGGUUACGUCGAUUUUGCUCGGAGCGCUGGGAUGAGCCAACCGAAGGAGGCAAAGAGGUUUCUGAAUGCAUUAAACAAGGAAUCUGAGUUGCAGCAAAAAGACUGCUUUUCAAAAACCGAGCUUUUCACCUUAGCUGAUAAGAUCAGCUUGCGAGUUCCAGACUUGGACGCUCUUGUAGAAAAGAUGGACAUUGAAGCUGGUGACUGCGUCAUAUUAACAAUGCCAGCCAACGAGGUCAAGAUGGAUGAUCUCCACACACUCUGGACCCCUCCCGUGACAGACGUAUGGUUUGGAGGCUAUGCGUAUCCUCAUGGCUGCGCACAUACGUGCUGCAAUGUACAGGCGACUGAAGUGCACGCGUCGCAGGAUGACCACUAA